CUUUAAAUUUUAUGCUUUUAGAUUUAUGGAGGGAUGAGAGGGAUGAAAGGUUUGGUUACAGAAACUUCACAUCUUGAUCCAGAAGAAGGCAUAAGGUUUCGUAAUUAUUCUAUUCCUGAAAUUAGAAACUUACUUCCAAAAGCUCCAGGUGGUGAAGAACCAUUACCUGAAGGAUUAUAUUGGUUAUUACUUACAGGAGACAUUCCUACUCCAGAACAGGUGAAACAUCUUUCCCAAGAAUGGGCAAAAAAUGCUGCACUUCCAUCUCAUGUUGCAUCUACUUUGAAUAAUUUUCCAUCUAAUCUCCAUCCAAUGUCACAGUUUAGUGCUGCAAUAACUGCCUGUAAUACUGAAAGUAAAUUUGCAAAAGCAUAUAGUGAAGGUGCAAAGAAGACAACAUAUUGGGAGUAUAUCUUUGAUGAUGCCACAAAUUUAAUUGCAAAGUUGACACCAAUGGCUGCAACUAUUUAUCGUAAUUUAUAUAGAGAUGGUAGCAGUAUCGGUGCCAUUGAUGUCAACAAAGAUUGGUCUGCAAAUUUUACAGCAAUGUUGGGUUACGAUAAUCCAAUUUUCACUGAAUUAAUGCGAUUAUACCUUACAAUACAUAGUGAUCAUGAGGGUGGCAAUGUUAGUGCUCACACAACUCAUUUAGUAGGAAGUGCUUUGUCGGAUCCUUAUUUAUCAUUUGCAGCUGGAAUAAAUGGUUUGGCUGGACCACUUCAUGGUUUAGCAAAUCAAGUUAGUUGAAAUAUUCCAAUUUUAG
Centruroides sculpturatus (bark scorpion) is the source of this 763-nucleotide messenger RNA. RefSeq names its product citrate synthase, mitochondrial-like. The record is from RefSeq and is a predicted model, not a curated record. The transcript is spliced from 4 exons. Gene Ontology annotation, cellular component: mitochondrial matrix. Lineage: Eukaryota; Metazoa; Arthropoda; Arachnida; Scorpiones; Buthidae. Gene Ontology annotation, biological process: tricarboxylic acid cycle; carbohydrate metabolic process. The coding region runs from base 34 to 747 and encodes 237 amino acids.